Trichomonas vaginalis G3 is the source of this 1359-nucleotide messenger RNA. Its product is annotated as galactose-binding domain-like family. Gene Ontology annotation, molecular function: serine-type endopeptidase activity. NCBI's taxonomy places the organism in Eukaryota, Parabasalia, Trichomonadida, Trichomonadidae. Bases 1 to 1359 code for a protein of 452 amino acids. The record is from RefSeq and is a predicted model, not a curated record. The transcript has a single exon. Gene Ontology annotation, biological process: proteolysis.
AUGUCUUCUACAUGGUCUAACAAUGUAUUACCUACACACAGAAUUAUAUUAUCAAGGAAAGUUAAUAUCAAUCAGACAAUUCCUUUCGCAAGGACAGGAAAGAUUGAAUUAACAUUCAGUUUCAAUAUAACAGAUCCAGAUUGUUUUGUUGAGAAUGUUAUUUUCAAGUUCAAUGUUUCUAAUCAUGACAUUUCUCGAUUAAGAAUUUACUUAGAAAGUCCAUCAGGAACAAAAAUCGAAUUGAUGAAACCGAGUAAAUUAUUCCGUACUACAUUCAUCAAAUCCGAUUUCUAUGCAUCAGAACCUCUUCAUCUUCUUUCACGAUGCUUUUUCGGAGAAAAAGUUGGUUGUGAUUGGAAAGUUACAAUUGUUGAUGGCUCAUUCUAUACUAAUAACCACAUAACAAGUGCUGUUCUUACUAUUGAGUACAUGGCAGAAUGUGAAAGUCUUCCACGUAUGAAUGAACACGAAGGUCAUCAUUCGGCAUUUGAAUAUACAUCAAAAGUAGACAAUAUCAAACUUCAAAUGAAUCAAACUGAAUUAGAAUGUGGUGUAGAAUAUCCAUUUUCUAUGAACGACGUCGGACACAAAAACAUAGUAUAUAUGUCUCUUGUUGAUCCGGAAACAAACUAUACACAUACAUUAGAAUAUACACCUAAUAAACCAAAUUACAAUUUGCGAAUUCCAUGUUACUACGAAGGAACACGCGAAUUCUAUAUAUCAGCACGAUCUUUUACACUUGAACAAGUUUCUUCAGUUCGUGUUCGUAUUACAAACAAAAAUUCUGUUUCUGGUUUCACGAUUCCUUCUGCAUACGAGAAUUUCAACAGCAAUCCUGCAACACCUACAUUCAAAAGUGUAACUGUCGUUGACAACAGACGGAAGUUUGUUCAAGCAGGAAUCUCAGACUAUUAUUUAAUUUCAUGGUACGACUUGGACACGAACACCAUUGAAUAUUCACGUGCUGUUUAUUCAAUAGAUAAAACUACUAUCCAGUUUGUUCCAGGAAUCAAGAAAACUGUUCAUGCUGUUCUUACUAUGGUUCCUAGCAACGCAGAAGAUGACGACCCUUGUUCAACAUAUAUAAUUCCGAUUUUGAUAUCGAAUGACACUCCACAAGACUCUAAAUUUGCAGUUCCUCUGAAUGAUUUCUGUCCAAUUCCAAACGGAGUCAUAACAAAACUUCCUAUUACGCCAACACCAAGCAGUAAGAACUUCUUCAAGACAGCAGGAGGAAUUUCUGUCAUUAUUGUUAUUAUUAUCGUUCCUGUUUCUAUCUCAAUUGGAAUCUUUUUCUUCUACAGAUCUCGGAAAAUGCCCAAAGUUAGAUCUGCUUUAUCCGAUCAACUUCUUCUUUAA